Molecule: messenger RNA, 1437 nt
Organism: Nelumbo nucifera (sacred lotus)
Lineage: Eukaryota; Viridiplantae; Streptophyta; Magnoliopsida; Proteales; Nelumbonaceae
Biological process (GO): response to auxin
Source: RefSeq, a predicted model, not a curated record
AAGUGGGGAGCAGAUCCGAUUUCGCGUACCACGAUCCACGGGCAGCAGAGCUUAAGCUAUUUACUUUUGGCUUUUCCCCUCGCUCUUCAUUCCUUCCUAUUUCCUAUCCUGCCUGCCAACUGUGGCAUCCUUGUUACAAUUUCCCCCCUUUUAUGGAGGAGAUUUUCUUCUUCUUCUUCUUCUUCUUCUUCUUCUCUCUACCGUCUACCGUGUUUUGCAUUAAUUCUCCUCCCCGAACCCAUCGGCAUUGCCGAGAAGAGAGAAUUUCUUCGGUACUGAUUUGUCGUAUAAAACAUAUUAUAUCCAUUUUUGGUUUGAUGAGAUCUGUUUUGCCUUAUUUCUCUCUCUCUCUCCCCUCCCCUCCGUCUCUUUGUAUCUUCAUCUCGGAAUCACAAGAGCUCGCCCCUGCACCACCAACCUCCGGAGCUCUUCUCUAAUGGAGUUUCACCGCUGUCGUAACUAAUGGACUCACAUCCACUGCCUAACCAGAAGUUGUGAUGAGACAGGCUACUCAGGAGUCAGGAGUAGGACGGUCGAAAUUCAACCUCGGGUAAAUCAGUAUUAUUAUUAUUAUUAUCAGAGUUUGUGACAAUAAAAUAAAGUAACGUUCCCCGACUCUCUGUCGUGUCUCGUGUCUUCUCAUCAUCACAAUGAGUGACUACGAGGCUGGCAAAGUGACUGGGAUCAGACAAAUAGUUCGAUUGAAGGAAAUAAUCCAGAAAUGGCAGUCAAUCACCUUGAGCCACAGAGGAAACAGUGGGUCUCCCUCCGACAACAAAAGUCGUGGGGGCAUCUCCCCUGACGUCACAAAUUACACAAUCUGCGAUUCCGAUGAAGAGAGUUGCCAUAGCCCUUGCCCUGAGUCACCACCGCUUGGCGUUCCCAAAGGCUAUCUGGCGGUAUAUGUCGGACCAGAGCUUCGGAGGUUCAUCAUCCCCACCACCUAUCUCACCCUCCCUGUCUUCAAGGUGUUAUUGGAGAAGGUUGAGGAGGAGUUUGGGUUUGAACACAAGGGCGGUCUCACUAUUCCCUGCGAGAUCGAGACUUUCAAGUAUCUCCUUAAUUGCAUGGACAACUACCAUAAGGAACACCCUGAUGCUGAUGAUCACAAUAAUGCUGCUGAGGAAACACCGUCGACCGUAGAAGAAUAGAUCAUUAGCACAUGGUUUGUAUAAAUUAAAGAUCCACAACUUAGGAUUUUCUUCCAUUUAUGUUGGCGUAAAGAAGUCUCCUUGUACGAAGAUUUGUGCUUUGUUUCAAGUAAAGCAAAAUAGGGAAUUUUAGCUAGGAUUUUUGGGUCACAAUCGGUGCAAAACAAUCAUUGUAAGAUGUAAUCUUGGAAGUUUGAUGUAAGAAUAAUGUAACCCACAGUUGGUCUCUGAGCCACACCUAAUGUUUCAACUUUGAAUAACAUAUGCGAUUUGUUUUGUACGAUUC